Messenger RNA from Populus nigra (black poplar), 1750 nucleotides. RefSeq lists its product as uncharacterized. The record is from RefSeq and is a predicted model, not a curated record. The transcript is spliced from 3 exons. Lineage: Eukaryota; Viridiplantae; Streptophyta; Magnoliopsida; Malpighiales; Salicaceae. Bases 159 to 1595 code for a protein of 478 amino acids.
GGCAUUGGUCUGGCCCGUCCAUCAAACAAUCACACGUGUUAUCUUGCACACUCAAUUUCUCUCAGGCUUUUUAGCUAAGCCAAGGAGGAGGCUUCUCCCAUUUGCCAUUUCUUCCUCCUUGUCUAAGACCAAAACCCAGCAGUCCCCGCUAAUUCAACAUGCCUAACCAUGGCCAAGACCAAUUAGACCCGAACCCACAAGCACCAGAGCCCAAGGCUCGACCAGUUGGCGCCACUGAGUACAGUUGGUGCAGAUCAGUCCCUCUUGGCACAGGCAUCACGGUCUUGGCUCUCCUCUUAUCAAAACAACCCGAUAUCCAUCUUCUUCAAACCACCCUCGACAAACUACAAAACUCCCGUCCUCUGCUCCGUACUAAGCUCCGUUUCAAUUCCACCACCAACACCUUCUCCUUUAUCACUCCACCCGCUCCUCACGUCCAAAUCCAACCGUUCGAUCUUUCAUCGACGGCUGACAUAAUCUCCAACAGCGACCAAAACAUAGACCCUUACCACAUUAUUUUAGAGCACGAACUGAACAAGAAUUCGUGGUCAGCAUAUCUUGACCAAUCAUCAGACGCAGAAACCAACGUGUUUUUUAUUACUCUUUACACGUUGAGCGAAAACCGUUGGGCGGUGGUCCUCCGGCUGCACACGUCAACAUGCGACCGUGCGGCAGCGGUAGGGUUGUUGAGAGAACUGUUGGUUCUGAUGGGUGGGGAAAAUCAAGGAGGGAUAGCCAAGGAAUAUGAGAAUGAAGUGGAGGUUAGUUUGGGAAUUGAAGAUUAUAUCCCGAGUGGGAAGGGUAACAAGCCCUUUUGGGCGCGUGGAAUAGACAUGCUUGGAUAUUCUUUGAAUUCGUUUAGGUUGUCCAAUUUGGAUUUUGUAGAUGCUGAUUCUCCCAGAGGCUCUCAAGUGGUGAGGCUUCAAAUGAACUCCGAUGAUACCCAAAAGCUUCUUGAGGGUUGCAUGUCAAGAGGGAUUAAACUUAGUGGAGCCUUGGCUGCUGCUGGUUUAAUUGCAGCACAAUCCACUAAAGACCUUCCUGAUCAUCAGACGGAGAAGUAUGCUGUUGUAACCCUCAUCGACUGCCGCUCCAUUCUUGACCCAGUUCUCAGUAGUGAUCAUAUCGGAUUUUAUCACUCUGCCAUGUUAAAUACACAUGACGUAAGUGGAGGUGUAAUGCUAUGGGAUCUAGCAAAAAGGUGCUACAUGGCCUAUACGAAUGCGAAGAACAAUAACAAGCAUUUCACAGACAUGGGUGACCUGAACUUCCUCAUGUGCAAGGCAAUCGAAAAUCCAGGUUUAACUCCAUCCUCAUCGAUGAGGACUGCCUUCAUUUCAGUAUUUGAGGACCCUGUCAUUGAUGAUACUAAUGAAAUGCAUGGAAAAGUGGGAGUCGAGGAUUAUGUAGGGUGCUCUUCAGUUCAUGGCGUGGGCCCUUCCGUUGCCAUAUUUGACACCAUAAGAGAUGGACGGUUGGAUUGUGCAUGUGUGUAUCCAUCACCAUUGCAUUCAAGGGAUCAAAUGCAGAAGUUGAUUGAUGAUAUGAAGAGAAUUCUUGUUGAUGGUUGUGGCAGUGUGGAGAGUGAGAGCUAGUUUUUCUCUCUGUCAGAGUCUUAUUGGAGAUGAACUAGUGCUGUUUACUUUAUGCGUUCCGUCCAUCAUUUUUUCUAUGGGGCAGACCAUUUCAUUGCCCAGAGCAACCAUGUAAUGAAGCGUUUGAAAUGAGAAACUGCUUAUUAAUGCAUCAA